Thelazia callipaeda (thelaziosis nematode) is the source of this 534-nucleotide messenger RNA. The record is from the annotation of a GenBank genome assembly. NCBI's taxonomy places the organism in Eukaryota, Metazoa, Nematoda, Chromadorea, Rhabditida, Thelaziidae.
AUGAAAGUCAAGGAGUCAUACUAUCAUGCUGAAUGUUUUACUUGUUCAAGCUGUGAUAAAAAAUUAACAAUUGGUGAAGAAUUUGUAGUGAAAGAACAAGAUGAAGAAAUAUUAUGUCGAACUGACUGUGACAACAGUAAUAUUGAGCAGCCAUCUUCAAACAAAACGGAUAUGUAUGGACGAGAUGACGAAGACAAUUGGGAUGGGUCAACUCUGGCAAGCUUGGAUAAUCAAAUGUCUAAUACACCGCCACUAUCUCUUCGAAGUCCUAAAUCAGAUGAGUCAACAAGAGUUCGCACAGUCUUGAACGAAAAGCAGCUGUUGACGUUGAAAGCAUGUUAUGCAGCCAACGCCCGCCCAGAUGCCAUGAUGAAGGAGCACCUUGUGGAAAUGACUGGCUUAAGUCCUCGUGUUAUACGUGUUUGGUUCCAGAAUAAACGUUGCAAAGAUAAAAAAAAGCAAAUUGCUAUGAAAAAUAUGGAAGAAAAAGCAGAGACUGUUAGUUUUUUACUCAAAAAUUUGCUCUUUUCUUGA